CAAAUGGAACCUGAUAAAAGGGGAGAGAGCUUCAGAAGCGCGGCAGUGAAAGGCAGGACCACACGGAACCGGUGCGCCACAGUAUCCGCCUUCGGGAACGCCGCUGGAACAUCGGCGUACUGGUGAGGCUGCCCAGAGCCGGAGAGGCAAAGAGGGAAGAUCUGUGUUUUCAGAGAGGAGGAUCAGAGACGGAGAGAAAAACAGAGUUUGGCUGAACAUCCCUCAGGAUGAAGAAAAGCAGGAGUGCACAGGGGGUUACACCAGGCGAUGAGAGUAAGGAGCCCCCCGGGGGACCAGUCUCCACCAGCGGCACCCUCAGUGUAGAGGUGUGCAAAGUCCAUAGACGAUUUUCUGGCAACUUGCAGCUGCCUCCGUUGUCAUGGCGACAGGCGGAGAAGGAGAGAGACAGGGGAAGGCCGCUGACACCUGAAGAGGAUCCAGUGACACGAACUAGACCCACAAGCCUGCCCAUCGCCUCCCUGCCACGCAUUGACAUCACACAGGCCGACCCUGACAGCUUUGAGGUGGAGAAUGGUCCGUCUUUGUGCUGCAGUCCUUCAGAUCCACAGGCAUCCCCAGGCUCAGGUCUGGUUCUACAUCCCAACUAUGCAGCUCAUGGCCAGCGCAGAGAGUCCUUCCUGUACCGCUCUGACAGCGACUAUGAGCUGUCACCCAAGUCCUUGUCGAGAAACUCUUCUAUAGUUGGAGAGCUCCAUGGAGAGGACCUCAUUGUGACGCCGUUUGCCCAGGUUCUUGCCAGCCUUAGGACUGUGAGGAACAACUUCACUACCUUGACAAAUGUUCAGUGUGUAUCCAAUAAGAGGUCUCCUGCUGCGAAUCAGCCCACUGUCACUAAAGUCUGUCUGUCAGAUGAAUCUUACCAGAAGUUGGCUAUGGAGACCAUGGAGGAGCUGGACUGGUGUCUGGACCAGCUGGAGACCAUACAGACCUACCGCUCUGUCAGUGACAUGGCCUCCAACAAGUUCAAGAGGAUGCUGAACCGGGAGCUAAGCCACCUGUCUGAGAUGAGUCGAUCAGGGAAUCAAGUGUCAGAGUACAUCUCCAACACUUUUCUAGACAAACAGAAUGAACUGGAGCUUCCAUGUCCAGUUCCCAAGUCGAGGGAAAGGAAGAGGAGGCAGGGCCAGCAGCAGCAGCAACAACAGCAGCAGCAACAGGGAGGGAUGAUGACUCAGAUCAGCGGGGUGAGGAAGGUCAGCCACACACCCAACAUCUCUGCGAGCACAGGCAAUCGCUUUGGAGUGAAGACGGACCAGGAGGAGCAGCUGUCAAAGGAUCUGGAAGACAUCAAUAAAUGGGGCUUGAAUAUCUUCAAGGUGGCAGAGCACUCCCACAACCGACCGCUCACAUGCAUCAUGUACACCAUCUUUCAGGAGCGAGACCUGAUGAGAACGUUCAAGAUUCCAACAGACACCUUUGUGACGUUCAUGCUGACCCUGGAGGGCCACUACCACUCGGACGUGGCCUACCACAACAGCCUGCAUGCCGCCGACGUAGCCCAGUCCACACAUAUCCUCCUGUCCACUCCCGCACUCGAUGCGGUCUUCACUGAUCUGGAGAUCUUGGCAGCUAUUUUUGCUGCAGCCAUUCAUGAUGUGGACCACCCAGGAGUGUCCAACCAGUUCCUCAUCAACACCAACUCCGAGCUGGCUCUGAUGUACAACGAUGAGUCAGUGCUGGAGAACCACCACCUGGCUGUGGGCUUCAAACUGCUGCAGGAAGACAACUGCGACAUCUUCCAAAACCUCAAUAAGAAACAAAGGCAGACUCUCAGGAGGAUGGUCAUAGACAUGGUUUUGGCGACCGACAUGUCGAAACAUAUGAGUUUGCUGGCUGAUCUGAAGACGAUGGUAGAAACCAAAAAGGUGACCAGCUCUGGAGUUCUGCUGCUGGACAACUACACUGACAGAAUGCAGGUUCUGCGUAACAUGGUUCACUGUGCAGACCUGAGCAACCCAACCAAACCUCUGGAUCUGUACCGUCAGUGGACAGACAGGAUCAUGGAUGAGUUCUUCCAUCAGGGAGACCGAGAGAGGGAGAGGGGGAUGGAGAUCAGCCCCAUGUGUGACAAACACACAGCAUCAGUAGAGAGAACACAGGUGGGUUUCAUCGAUUACAUCGUCCACCCGCUGUGGGAAACAUGGGCCGAUCUGGUCCACCCCGACGCACAGGACAUCCUUGACACAUUGGAGGACAACAGGAACUGGUACCAGAGCAUGAUCCCCCAGAGCCCCUCCCCUCCUUUCUACACUAGCGAUGGAGAAGGAGGCCCGCAUGGGGAGUUGGAGGGUGGACCUGUGGCUAGUAAAUUUCAGUUCGAUCUGACGCUGGACGACCAGAGUGGACAGGGUGAAGACGGGGAGAGCGUGAUGAUGGAGACAGCCGAUGGCAUCACACUCCAAGAGCGGCCCUCAGACCAGGACAGGGUGGAAAUGGCGACACGAGACGUCUCCCCCGCGGAAACAUAGCUGAACUGUUGUGAAGAGUGCAGCAGAUUUUUCAUUUUAUUGCAGUGGAGCAAUCCUGCAAUCUGGCUCUUUGGAGCUGUCUGGCAAAGAGGGCCUGACUGAAUGUGGGCGCCCUUGCAAAUAAGGCUGGGAGGCCCUUUGGCAGAUUGUUUUGAGCUGCCUCGAAGGGAGCUAGAUGAGUGUAGCCUCUAUUCUUUAAGAAGGGACUACUGUCAAAGUGCAGAGGCAGGGCUGUAUCCUGCCUCUCACAGAUAAAGAAGGUGAAAAGGACAAUAUAAAUCCAUGAACUGGGACAAGUAAAUAUUCCAAACUUGCACUUCAGGACAUUUUUUAUGUUCAUUUUGAUCCUAUGUAUUGUGUUGGGAUUGGAUGCCACCUGAUAAAAGCGUCCAACCAAAACUACUGGUCGGCAAAUUAUUUGCAACCAAGUAGUUCUUUUCUAACACUUGUCUAAAAGAAAGUCGUGUGCCUUUUUUGUAAGUGUUUUUAUAAUUUAUUGAACACGUUCAUGUAGCUGUAAAAUGUGCAACAUUUUCUACAAAACGGACAUAGUUGUCUCACACAGUCUUCCUAAUGUUAUGGCAAUAGUAUAAGCUUGCUCUCACAAAAGCGUCCAGUGGAUGUAUUUCUUAAAUCGUUUGACUUCCCAGCACAGUUUGCACUUUGUGGCAUUGGAUGAAGAGAGUGUAUAAAAGCAAAUCUAUAGACAUUAGUACACAUGCAUAACCAAAAUAAUGAUUUUAUUUGACUGUUUUUUCCCCCUACAAAUUCAUUUCAUAACCAAGUAAAUGAGUUAAGGUCAAAUUUAAUGAUCAGAUCCCAUAAAUAUCCAAAGAUAAUUCAAAUGAAGCACUUUGAAGAAUUCACUGCCGCCUCAAAACAUUUUGAUAGACAAUGAAACUUCAAACAACAAGUCAGAUUGAUCGCUCACACGCUCAUGUAGCUGCAUUAAGAGCGCACACAAAUUCAAUCCAAAAACCUUGUAUAGUACUGAGUUUUUCCAGUACGGAAAAUCUGUUUCCACCUUGUAAUUCCCCCUUUCAUUAGUUCACACACACACCUGUUGUGGUUUUAAAAGCAUUCCUUUCUAGUGAAUUUGCUUCACGCCAUGACUCAUGUUGAACUCUGAAUGACUGUAGACUGCGUGCACAUUUUAAAAAGACACCUGUUAGUGAUAUACAGUAAUAAUUGUAUCCUGUAGUUUUUAUUCUAGCACUUUGAACAUGUCGACAGGUCUGCAGCUGGUUGCCGAUCUGUCCAACACUACCUUAAAGGUACCACAAUGUAGGGUGCAACUUUCAGAGGAGGGAGAGGUCGGUGUCAUGUCUCAACCUGAUACUCCUUCUCUUCUGGGUGUGUGUUUGUGAGUGUGAAUGUGAGCGUGUGUGUGUGUAUAAGUGGUCACAGAGUUGCACAAUCUUGUUGCACCUAGCUGUGUUGUGCUGACCCUUCAGCUGUUUGUAAAAGUGUAUUUAUUAUCUUUACCUUGUACAUGAUAAUAUUGAUAUUGAUUAAUGAUAUUCACUGUAUAUUUGUUAUUAUUUAUAUGCACUACCCCAUGUCAAAACACAUUGUGACUGAACUUGUCUGGUUGUUCAGAUUUAUUGUAUUCAGCAGGCUAUUUUGCUAUUAAGACCAUAACAUGAAGUUCAAUUCUAAGAAGUUGAAAUGUUUGUUAGGUUUGAAGCUCCAGCCAGAAUUCUUUUGUACAGUCUUAACCCUCAACAUCUGAUUGAGGAGCAGAAGUAUUCUGCCUUUUUUUUUUUAAAAAAAAGAAAGAAAGAAAAAAAAAAAAACAACUUCCUGACAGAUGAUGAAGGCUGGAUAUUUCCUGCAGUAUAUUGUGUACGGUGACGGGUCAUUGUACAGCCAUAGGAAUAUUUGCUGAAAUAUAUAACAUUGUUUCAAAUGUAUUUUUUCAGUGUUUUCCUCACAAUAUAUGGUAAAAUUGUGUAUGUUGUGUUCAAAAAAUGUUUUCUAUCAGAUUAUUAAAAUGGGCAUGUAUUACAGAA
This is a messenger RNA of Sphaeramia orbicularis (orbiculate cardinalfish), 4501 nucleotides long. Its product is annotated as cAMP-specific 3',5'-cyclic phosphodiesterase 4B-like. The coding region runs from base 228 to 2489 and encodes 753 amino acids. The transcript has 17 exons. Gene Ontology annotation, molecular function: 3',5'-cyclic-nucleotide phosphodiesterase activity. The record is from RefSeq and is a predicted model, not a curated record. Gene Ontology annotation, biological process: signal transduction. Lineage: Eukaryota; Metazoa; Chordata; Actinopteri; Kurtiformes; Apogonidae.